This is a messenger RNA of Labeo rohita (rohu), 3145 nucleotides long. RefSeq lists its product as uncharacterized. The transcript has 5 exons. The coding region runs from base 284 to 2455 and encodes 723 amino acids. NCBI's taxonomy places the organism in Eukaryota, Metazoa, Chordata, Actinopteri, Cypriniformes, Cyprinidae. The record is from RefSeq and is a predicted model, not a curated record.
CUCUCUUAAUGUGUAGGUAAAACAAUGUUCUUUGAACACAGAAUUUACCUAAAAUUGAUGUGGUCAAUCCCGUCCCGUAGGUGGCGAUAUGAGUAUAUGUAGUUGCUUCUCAACUCGUUGCUAAAGCCACCGAAGAAGACGAUUGAGCGACGCAAAUAUGGCUUGUCUUUUAGUCAACAAUGAAAGUAACUUCUCUGAAAGCAAAUAACUGUUCUCAUUCACGUCCAGUCUGAAGAAGAAGAUCUAGUACAGUUGGGCAUCAGAAGUCAAAGACUUGUAAAAAAUGGAUCAAGGUUUGUCGUCUGCAAAAGCAGUUUCCCAUCACUUUAUGAAUGGAUGCUUAAAAAGCGAAGAUGACAGUUCACUGACCUUUCAGUCAGACUUUAUUAAGUCAGAAAUACAAGUUAAAGUGGAGCCUGAUCAAGAUGACUCUUCACUGCUUGAUGUGAACGAGCCAGGAACGUUUCCUCGUUCUCAGGGCAAUGUUAAAGAGGAGUUUCUGGACCUUGGCCUGCAAAUCUUACCAGCUGGUCUAAUGCCUCCAGUUGAGAUGGACGAAGAGUUUGAAAUCACAACAAACACACACUCUUCUCCACAUAAACCUGUGAACAGAAGAACUGAUUCAUUAAGCAAAAGAAAAAAAUGUGCAGACAAGCAAAGAACGUCGAGAAAGAGAAAACCAACAGCGCCGGCAGAACAAAUUACACCAAGUAAAAUGAAUUUCAGUGUGUCAAGCGAAGGAAUGAAAUCUUUAAUGCAGGGAAACGCCACACGGCAUCCAGAGAAAGCAGUUUUGUCCACGCUGUGCCUUAAAAAGCCUGCGGCUGAGGUUACAAAUACACUAAGAGAAGAAUAUGAAUCCAUUGCUGCCUCUGAUUUGGAAUCUGAGAUCUCUGAUAGUGAUGGCCCAGAAGAGAGUCAGAAAACUGUCUUAACAGACUUCGAGUUCUCAUCUGAGGAAUCCAGUGAUGAGGAAAGCGAAGAUCGCUUCAGUCGAUGGAGUAAAGGAGACUCUUAUUGGACCAAAUAUCCUCCUGAAACGAGUGAAACCGUGGCGUCCUCACAGAGCUGUCCAGGGCCUGCACCAGGGUCUUCAGUAAAGACACCUAAAGAUGCCUGGGAACUUUUCAUGAGUGAAGACAUCAUUGAUGAGAUCCUGCAAUGUACUAACUUGGGUGGACAAAGAGCAGGAUUAGCUAAAGGCAAAGUGUGGCAAAAGAUCACUAAAGAAGAGCUGAAAGCCUUUAUUGGUCUGAGCCUUCUCAUCGGUGUGGAGAGAAGUUGUGAUGUCCCAAUCCGGGAACUGUUCAUGGAUCCAUUACAGAACCCAGUUUAUAGAGCUACCAUGUCUGUUCGCAGAUAUCAAGACCUUCACAGAUUCCUGCAGUUUGAUAACAAGAAAACCAGAAUGGCAAGAGAGGCAUCAGACCACAUGGCAGCCUUCCGAAAUGUGUGGGACCUGUUCAUGAUCAACUGUAGGAAAAGGUUCAUUCCUCAGGAUUGUGUCACUGUGGGUGAGCAGUUCGUGCCAUUCCAGGGAAGAUGCAAGUUUGUGCAACACUUGCCAAGUUGUCCUACCAAGAGUGGCAUAAAAAUCUUUUGGAUGUGCGAUGCUGAGGUCCCCUACGCCAUUGAUGGUGUCAUCCAUGCUGGCAGACAACCAGGAGAGGAGACAGAGGAGAACCAUGCAGAGAACGCAGUCCUGAGGUUGUCUAAUGGACUUCAGCAAAAAGGUCUCAACAUCACAAUGGACAGCUACUUCACUAGCGUCCCUCUGGCUGAGAAGCUUUUUGACAACAGCUUAACCAUGGUUGGAACCCUUCACCAUAAGAACCCACAUGUGCCACCGAUUAUGAAGCCAUCCAAGUUACGAGCACCACAUACCUCUGAGUUUGGUUUUUGUGGCAAAGUAUUCAUGGCGAGCUAUGUGCCAAAACUAAAAAAGGCAGUGAUUCUGUUGAGUACAAUGCAUACCAGCAAAGCAUUGAAUGAAACAAGUGCUAAAAACAAGCCAGAGGUCAUCCGGUACUACAACCGCACCAAAGGAGGAGUCAGCAAUGUUAAGCAAAUGGCUGAAAAAUAUACAUGCAAGCGCCAAACAAAGAGAUGGCCUAUGCUGCUUUGGUAUAACAUGUUGGAUAUUGCCAUUGUAAACUCCCACUCCAUUUUCAUUGCUCAGCACCCGAGCUUCAUGGGAGGUGGUCAUAACACCCAGCGGUUGUUCAUAAAAGAGCUGGUGAAAGAGCUCGUACUGCCUCAGAUUCACAGGCGCAGAGAAGAAAGCCAUGGAUUAUCCAUGAACAUCCUUGAGGCCAUGGACAGAUGUGGGAUGCCCACAUCAUUGUCAGCUGUCAGUUCUGAACUCCAAGAACAGAGCUGUCAGAACAGAAUAAGAAAGAGAUGUUAUUACUGUCCAUCUGGAAGAGACAGAAAAUUAAGAUCAGUAGAUGAAUGAAGUGCAAUGCAAGUGAGUACAUCAACAACGCCACAAGGUGGAGCACUUAUCAGUUUGCGCUUGCAGACCAACACACCUCAGGUGAGUUAAUAAGUUGUUGUUUUGUUGCUUUGCUGUGUGAGAAUCCUAUAGAUUAUUUAAAAACCCAUCUGGUCGAGUAGAAUGCAGCCUUUGUGUUCUGGUUUUAUUUAUUUCUUCUUCAUUCUUCGUUUUCUUCUUCUUAGUAUUAUUUUCAUAGAUUGAUUAAAUUGAAAACGAAUGUUAGGCCUAAUUCUAAAACUAAUACUUGGUGUGAUUGGUCUUUUUCCAGGUGUUUCAAGAACAUUUCCCUGCGAUCUGUUUGUGGGUCAUCACUUAAGAAUCUCACCCCUGUUGUUAAAUAAAUAAACCCAUUUGCUUACAUCAGCCAAUUGGCUUCCUUAAGGUGUUUAGUUUCACAUAUAGCCCUAACCUCUUGAGUGUGAACCGAUGUCCGUUAAGUUGUAUUGUAGGGGGAUUUUCUAAGGUUUUUCAGUGUUUUACCCCCUUAUAUUAAGCAUGGGAGUAAAACACUUAAUGUACGAUAAAUGCUUAUAAUAUAGAUUGUACUUUGCUAAAACUGCUCUGUAGGAACUGCAUAUUCAGACCUCGUUUAAAAUAAUUUUAGGCUAUAUGAAAAUACGAACUAAGCGAUAGGUAUAUUUUUUAAAU